AUGAGCUCGAAAGAUCAUAAAGUAACAAGGGAAAUAUCAGGUAUAAAUACUUCAUUUAUCGUCUUCUUCAACGCUAUAUCGGCGCGCAUUCAAUUAACAUUUUUCUGCUUUAUCGCCGCGAUAUCGCGAGAGAUGGCCGUGCACGUCCUUACGACUAAAAUAGCACGAAAAAAGCGUACUUACCGAGAAGCGUGAUAUCGAACGUGGUGAGACAUCGUUUCAUCGGAGUUUCAAGCAAAUCUCCUUGAAGCUUUUUCGUACGAUUCAUCUUGGUACACAAGCCGGACAUAACGUGUCCGAGGAUCAUCCGGCGAACCGAUGGCAUUUUCGCUUAUUUUAAACAGAUUACUGUUAAAACAAAUUAUGAUAUUGAAUUGAUUGAUCGAACAAAUUAAAACAAAUUAUGACAUUUCGCGUGCAUGAAAAUUGCAAUCAAUUUCGUUAGUAAAAUUCUCCCGAGUUUGGAAACUUGAGUGAAUAAAGUGUUAAAAUAAAUCGUAUCGUACUGAUGGAGGAGUAUUUCAAAAGCGAAUGUUUCAGCAUUGCCCGUUAUACUAAUCAGAGGUUUCAUAAAUAGUACCAUACUUACGUGGAAUUGACUAUGCCCGUAUCUAGAAUUUUUCGACGUUUGACUCGUUGUGAUAAAAUCUCAACUGCGACGAACGAGAUCACGACAGACGCUGAAAUCUACAGAGAAGUCGCAUGGCGCCUCCGUUAACACGCAGGCUCGGAUGUUCGAUCGAUUCAGCUGUGAUAGAACUAUUUAUGUCACUCAACUACGAGAGUAUGAAUGAAGAUACCUUUAAACAUUUCCGUGAUAAUAUGCAUGCCUCACUAAAACUUAUCCUAUUAUGUUUUUCUGUUCUCCAGCACACUCGGUAAAAGGGAGGAUCCUCCCGAUUCUAUCCCUCAAUCGUUAAUUUAUUUAUUUAUGAGACUCUCUGAAUUUAACUUUAUGAGACGAUAUGAUUAUCAAUAACUUCACGAUCAAUUUGUAUUGAACUUCCUUUAGCUAAGUGUAAUUACAAUUUAUGCCGAAAGUUGUGUAAUAUUGCUCAAUAGAUAGGGGUGAGGAUAGGGGUGAGGAAAUGGUACCUAAUACGAAUCAUUUUUUUUUCUAACUAUAGUUAUUAUAUAUUUUUUUUUUAAUUUAUGAGUUCUAGAUUAAAUUAAAUCAUAAUAAAUAGAUAAUAUCCUUCGUUGGUUAUUCUCCGAGGAACACGAUCAUUCAGAUAUUGAGUAUGUAACGCAGGAUAUCAAUGGCACCACAUGGAGGCAGCACCGUCUGAGUUGUUACACUUGGUAUUUUACCGUUCGAUAUUGAAAUAUCUUGGAGUCGCAUUUAAUUAGAUAUGAAGUAACUUCUUGGAGAAUAUUUGUGUAAAAUAGUUACCCUUUCCGUGAUUGUUUCAAAAUAUCGUCCAAAUCGUGAAUCAGUGUUCGCAAGUGAAAAAUACAUACUUCAACGUAUCCCGUUUUAUUAGUGGAUACAAAGGUGUCCUAACCUCUUUCCUUUUGUUCGAACGAAAACAAUGAAUAUAUAUAUUGUUAAGAAAGAAAUUUUAAAUAGCUUUCAGUUAAUAUUGCAUUAAUAUUCCAACAUAUUCUCGCGUUUUGUUCAUCAUAUUUACUACUGUAAUAAAUGAGAAAUAAUAGACAAUGCAGUUGGCUUUCUGUCAUAUAUGUUUGUGUCUUGAUAUAAAGUCUACAAUGUAUUCUCUUGAUAUUUAGUUAUAUAAUUAAUAAAUAAGUAACACGUUCCUUUAGUUUUAAGAAAAAUUGUGCGAUAAUGAACAAGAGAUGUAAAAGUAGGGCAAGCAGAAGCUGAUCAUGAAUAUAUGUUUCACUUGGACUUUAAGCUUUUUCUGGGAUAGCAAAAUGGCUCUGGGAUACAGAAGCGACUGUUAAUAUACUCAAAUUUUAGCAGAUAAGGAGACAAAUAUGAGUUAUCACCGUGGAGGAGGUAAUAAGCCAAAAGGCUUUGGGUUUGCUGGCUUUCAAAUGACUGGCACAAAAAGAAGUGGUUCUAACAUACCACCACCUCCACCAAAUUCUACUCUAAGCAAACAAGGUUAUCACACUAUGAAUUCUAUCACCGAGAAUGCCUUAUCCGCAUGUUGGGGCAUGCCGAAAAAACGUAGCAAAACCGAGGAAGAGUAUUUUGAAGAUGAUGAUGAUCCACCAUCAUUUUCUUUGGAAUAUAUUCCUGCCCCUGGAUCUCCCACUUAUGACUGGAUAAAAAAAUCAACUCCAAAAGAAGAAAGUGAUAGCGAAGAAGAUCCAUUGGAUGCAUUUAUGGCUGGGAUAGAUGCAGAAGUUAAAAGAAAUAAUUAUGAGGCUCAGCUUGCGGAAGAUGAGCGUAGAGAGGAGAAAUCGAAGGGAUUUAGAGCAGACAUUGAUGGCGAGGACGACGAGGAAAGUUACUAUAGGUAUAUGGAGGAGAAUCCAACCGCUGGUUUGCAACAAGAGGAAUCUGACCAAGAAAUUGAAUAUGAUGAGGAUGGAAAUCCAAUCGCGCCUCCAAGAAAGAAAGAGAUCGAUCCCUUACCGCCUAUCGAUCACAGCGAGAUACAAUAUGAACCCUUCGAGAAGAAUUUUUAUAACGUUCAUGACGAGAUCGCUAGUUUAAGUAAACAACAGAUCGACGACCUAAGGAAAACUCUGGGGAUAAAGGUGUCUGGUCCGUCUCCACCAAAUCCAGUUACCAGUUUUGGUCAUUUUGGUUUCGACGAUGCAUUAAUAAAAUCCAUUAGAAAAAACGAAUACACUCAACCUACGCCUAUUCAAGCUCAAGCAGUUCCAGCCGCAUUGAGUGGCAGAGAUAUAAUUGGUAUAGCAAAAACUGGUAGCGGUAAAACGGCAGCCUUCAUUUGGCCAAUGCUGGUCCACAUAAUGGAUCAGAGAGAAUUGAAGGCAGGCGACGGACCUAUCGGUUUGAUUCUUGCCCCUACAAGAGAAUUGUCGCAACAGAUUUACCAAGAAGCAAAGAAAUUUGGCAAAGUGUAUAAUAUUCAAGUAUGCUGCUGUUACGGCGGUGGCAGUAAAUGGGAGCAAAGUAAAGCACUAGAAGGAGGUGCGGAAAUAGUAGUCGCAACGCCCGGUAGAAUGAUAGAUUUAGUUAAAAUGAAGGCAACGAAUUUGACCAGAGUAACGUUUUUAGUGUUGGAUGAAGCUGAUAGAAUGUUCGACAUGGGUUUCGAGCCACAAGUACGUUCAAUAUGUAACCAUGUAAGGCCGGAUAGGCAAACGUUGUUGUUCAGCGCAACUUUCAAAAAGAGGGUAGAAAAGCUUGCCAGGGACGUUCUAACAGAUCCAGUUAGGAUAGUCCAAGGGGAUGUCGGUGAAGCGAAUGCCGACGUCACGCAACACGUGAUAGUGUUCAAUAAUAAUCCUACUGGCAAAUGGACUUGGUUGUUGCAGAAUUUAGUUGAAUUCUUAAGCGCUGGCAGUUUGUUAAUCUUUGUAACAAAAAAGCUCAAUGCAGAGGAACUCGCAAACAAUCUCAAAUUGAAAGAAUUUGACGUUCUACUUCUACACGGUGAUAUGGAUCAAAUUGAAAGAAACAAAGUAAUAACUGCUUUUAAAAAAAAAGAAGUCAGUACUUUAGUUGCUACUGACGUUGCAGCUCGAGGUUUGGACAUUCCACAUAUCAGAACUGUCGUAAAUUACGAUGUCGCACGAGAUAUAGAUACCCAUACACAUAGAAUAGGUAGAACAGGUCGAGCAGGUGAAAAAGGGACAGCGUAUACUCUAGUAAUAGAGAAAGACAAAGAGUUUACAGGCCACUUAGUCCGGAAUUUGGAGGGUGCAAAUCAAGAAGUACCAAAGAGUCUUAUGGAUUUAGCGAUGCAAAGCGCGUGGUUCCGCAAGUCUAGAUUCAAAGGUGGAAAGGGAAAGAGUUUGAACGUUGGAGGAGCCGGACUCGGAUUCAGAGGAAGGCCAGAAACAUCUUCGACUUCGAGUGGUGGUUCCUCGUCGCAAGGAUCUAAGGACAUAAGCGAAGUUGUUAAAAAGUUAGAAAGACACGGACCAGGUAGCGAUCGAUUAUCGGCUAUGAAAGCUGCUUUCCGCAGUCAGUACAAUUCUCAGUUCCGGGCAUCAUCGGAUCAUACAUGGGAACAAACUAUUACACGGCCUUCGGUGAUAAUGCCCCCACCGCCACCUGUACCUCCGAAACCAAAUACGGAACAAUCAAAGACUCAGGACAUACAAGCUUCUAAUCUCGGAGGAGAAAAGAAAAGAGUGAGAAAGAGUCGAUGGGAAUAAACGUUCCCAUAAAUCGGAAAGCUACGAUUAUUUUGUGUAUAUUAAUAUAUUAUAUCAUCGCUGAUAAUUGAUAACAUGUGAAUGCCGAAUUGUUUUUAUAUUAUAAUAAGAUUUAAUUUUACCAAAUACUUGCUACAAAUUUCCUCUUCAACCUAUAUGAAGCUGUAAGAUAGUAUUAUGUUAUAGCUAUAACAAUUGUUGGGUUGUUGUUGUGUAAGUAAAAGUAACAGUGCGUGAGAUUUAACGACAAGGAGUCUUUAUUACGAUAUCAUCGAUACAAAAUUGAACGAGCCGUCUAAAAUCUAAAUGAAACACAUUACUAGACCGUCUUUAAUAGCACGCUAGCUACUGCGAUACAAUUGCGUUUAUCAUUUUCGGCGUACCAAUUUGAAUCGCGAUUGCUACUAUUUAAAAGAGCUUCGAUAGGCAACAGAGGUAUCGGAGAGAAUUAAUAGAGGCAAAGAUUGUAUCGUAAAAAGAUAAUCUCUCGCGAAGUGAGCAAUUUCUUUGAACGCAACACUUGCAUUCUCGUACGACGUACAUCGUCACAAUUCGUUCCUUGUAACGCGAGUUCAAGGUUCUAAGCUUUCGGUCACAUCUGAAUGUAAACUCAAUACCGAGCCGAUACUUCUUUCUCUGGUGAUUUGAUCGGUACCUUCGUUUCCUUCGGGACGAAAUCAGCUGCUUCGCUUCCUCUCUACUCACGUGUCCAUCGAUACUACGCACUUCGGAAAGAAAAAAAGCAGUUCUCGAAGAUCGCUCGAUAUGGAGAUUAAGUCAAGGAUAUAGCUAUGACGAUCAAUCACGUUCGAUCGCCUUGUUUGACCACGCGACGCCCAGAUGGGAUGUUAAUGACAGGUUUGUCGUUCGACUAUGUGAUGACACACGCCUGCAGAUUAUUUAUCCGCCAGUUUGGUCCACUCGAACACGACCAGCCAUAAGUAAGUAACGUUGCUUAGUAAAGUCCCGCGGUAUUGUUUUACCAAGGUUCGCGGACGUGUUGUUGCCAAGGUUUGAAGAUCGCGAGAACGAUUGUCUCGUUCCUGUCAAUUCUUUGGCCGAGUUCGUUCGAAAAGAAAGGUUCAGCUGUUCGAUUUCCCGGCCUGAGUCACCGCAAUAUAUCGAGGAAGGCCAAGUUCUAGAAUCAGUCUUCUCAUAGAAGGGAAGUUUAUUUCUACGGAUUGAUGUAUUGAGGCAUAGCGGGACUGCUUUUCCUUCUGAUCUUCCCGUUUUCUUGCGAUCCGUUCAAUUGGUUGAUAGAUUUUUUAUUCGCGUCGUUAUUUUUGCUAAAUUUCUCCAUCGCUCUGCUGUACGACCCAGUACACACUCUACCCCAAAGUCUCUUGUCGUCUGUGCAUUGCUUGUUCUUUCCCUCGCUCGAAGUUCUCUGGAUCUCGUGUCUUCGUUGAACUUUGUUAGUAUCUUCCUUCUCCAAGAACACGCUCGAUCCUACGGUACCACGUUGAACAUCUUCCCAGGAAGUGUUCGCAUCUGAGUGCACGCUGGAAGGAGUAGGGCAGCUGCUUUCGCUGGACAAAGACGAGGAUCUCGUGAAAGAGGGUGGUACAACCAGUUUCAUCUUGUGGUCCUCUUCUCUGGGACUUGAGUUCAAAGGUGGCUCGCUUCGUGCUCGGCUACUCGAUCUAGUUUCUCCCUCGUUCUUCUCCUGAUUGUCGUUCAAUAUUAUUUUUGUGAUGGACGUCCUUUUCCUUAAGUUUUCCAUGUUCUCUUUUGGAUUAUUCUGAAAACUGUCAACUCGCUGCAGAAUGUCUUUCAAAUUCACAUUAACGCACUCUGUAUUAUAUACCGGUCUCGUUCGCUCUGUUUUUUGUACCUUUAAAUUCGUUUUGCCAUUUGCAGAGGUGACUUUCUUAGCCGAGUCUGGAGAAUCGUCUUUAACAUGGCACGUUAUCUCCGGAUAGAUGUAAUUUGGCAGUCUUUCUCUCUGACGAGCAUUACCGAUCAAACGAUCUGAAUUGUUCAUUGUUUUCUGAGGUUUGUCGCCCGUUGUUGGUUCCAUUGAUUUAGCGCCCUUAACGCAUUGCUUAUACUUCUCGUCUAUCGUUGUGUCAACGUUAUCUUGAACCGUAGCUUCCUCGAAAAUGUAAUCUUCGCUGAUGCCAAUCGACGAUGGACUCGACCACUGUUCAGAAGACGGUUCCUUCAUUUUUCCCUCCUCUUUAGCCUUUCGAUCUUUAUCCAGUUUCUUCUCUUCGCCGUUCUCGCAAUUAGAAUCGGAAGUAGCAAUGUUAUCUUCGUCCUCGUCGCCCGAAUCAACGAAAUUCUUCAGUAUUCCUUCGUUCCUCUCGUUCUUCUUCCUCAACUCUUCCCAAUUCUUUCGCGGCUUGUAACUCGUCUUUCGUCGAACGAUUUUACUCUCGCUGAUGUUGAUGUCCGGUAUGAACAAUCUCAAAGCCUUCGUGCCAGUGGGGAAAGUCACCUCGUUCACUCGUUUCUCGCUCAUUAUCGCUUCCAAACUCGUCCUCGAGGCGACUUCCUGAUGCUUGUUGAACGCGGACACAAGCUGAGCCACCGUGUACUUUGGCUCCUCGGUCUCAGACUCGGUCGACCGGUCCUCUUUGUCAUCCGACGUACCAGAAUUGUUCGAGUGACUGGAAACGUCAGAAUGUUGUCGCUGACAGAGUCGUUUCCCAGCUACUAGAUUGGACUCGUUGCCGCGAUUCACUGGCGUCUCGUCUGAAUCUUCGGUCAACGUGUCCGAUUCGAUCGAUUUCAACGAAUCGAAAUUCUCCUCGGACUCCAAAGCCUGUUCCCCCGACGCUUCUAAAUCUUUCGUCUCUCCCUGUCUCUCGGUCUUCGUCGAUCGAUCGUCGAUCUCUGCCUUCUCCAUCGAUUUUUCGUUCAAAUACUUUUUCGUUUCUAUCAAGCUUGAUACAUCGUCGUAGGACCUGCGGUCGCCUGUGACGUUGCACGCAGUUUCUAUCGACGAGUCUGACACGUUGGACGUAUCUAUUUCAGCGCCCAACCGUUUGAAAAUGGGCACCAUAUCCUCCGUUUUUGCUCGUUGGUAGCUCUUCCUUCUCCGUCUGAGGCACUCGAGGCUCCUGUAUAUGUCCAAAACGCCCUGAGACUUGGACAACGAUCUCAGGCCGUACAGCUUCUCGCGCGACUUGCUGAUCACAGGGUUGAUCGUCAUUCGCGGCUGCAAAGCCGAGGCUGCCGGGGUGUUUUCAUUGAGCAAACACGCCUGAGACUGGAUUCGAUUCAGGCUUCGUAUUCGAGACAGAAGGCCCCGACUAGGGCCGUGGUUCAAGUUCGCCUGCGAACGACUUUGCGCCCGACUGAGCAAACCUUGGGUUUGCUCUUUGUUCAGCAGACAGCUCUGGCUGGCGCAGCUGAGAUUCGUUCUGGAUGAGUUGAGACUCGUUCGCGAGUCGGCGGGACUUGGGAAAUCCUCGCUACCCUCGAGACUAGAUCGGCUUCCGGUCAAACGGUGGCUAAGGCACAUCUCGCUUUGGCUCAGCAGACAGUCUUGCAAGCUCUGAUCCGAGUGACUCGUGUCCUGAGCGUCGCUCGACAGAUUCGCUUGGCUGCUCGCCUGGCUCAGAAGCGCUGCCCUUCGUAGAUUCUCCCGGCUGACAACGCGUUCUAGAAGAACCUCUCGCGACUUCGACAAGUAUCUCCGCAGAUGAGGCGAAGCUUGCGUGGGCGCGCCGCGUAACCAAUCGUGACGCAGGCAUUGUUUCGCGGUCAUUCGUGCGCUCGGGUCCAGCACCAAGAGCUUUGCAACGAAAUCUUUCGCCUGCGCCGAGAUAUCGCCAAACAAUUCUUCGGGAAAAUCCACUUCGCCCAGGGAGAUGUUUUGAAACGUUUCUUGAUCGGUUUCACCGCCAAAAGGGGAAAAUCCCGUUAACAAAACGUAAGUCGUUACACCCACCUACGUAAUCCGGUGUCCCAAGGAUUUCACGAACCUCCGUCCCUUCUAGUAUCACUCUCGAGAUCUCGAAGUCGCAGAGCUUCACCUCGCAUUCCGGGAAACUGCCCAUCAUUACCAAAUUUUGCGGCUGAAAUUUCAA
Molecule: messenger RNA, 8303 nt
Organism: Heterotrigona itama
Lineage: Eukaryota; Metazoa; Arthropoda; Insecta; Hymenoptera; Apidae
Source: the annotation of a GenBank genome assembly